Messenger RNA from Serpula lacrymans var. lacrymans S7.9, 580 nucleotides. RefSeq lists its product as uncharacterized. The record is from RefSeq and is a predicted model, not a curated record. Lineage: Eukaryota; Fungi; Basidiomycota; Agaricomycetes; Boletales; Serpulaceae. The coding region runs from base 32 to 460 and encodes 142 amino acids. The transcript is spliced from 6 exons. Gene Ontology annotation, biological process: mRNA splicing, via spliceosome. Gene Ontology annotation, cellular component: U5 snRNP; spliceosomal complex; U4/U6 x U5 tri-snRNP complex.
AGCGGCGUCUAUCUCAGCCUUUCCAUUCAUAAUGUCGUACUUUCUUCCGCAUCUACCAUCUGGCUGGCAUGUUGACGAGGCCAUCAAAUCGGAAGAAGAUAGAGUUGUAGUCAUCCGCUUUGGACAUGACUGGGAUAGCCAGUGCAUGACAAUGGACGAGACCCUCUACUCUGUCGCUGAGAAAGUCCAGAACUUUGCAGUCAUUUACCUUGUCGACAUCACUGAGGUUCCUGAUUUCAAUAAGAUGUAUGAGUUGUACGAUCCUUGCACGGUUAUGUUCUUCUAUCGGAAUAAGCAUAUCAUGAUUGAUCUUGGUACGGGUAAUAACAAUAAGAUAAACUGGGCCAUGGAUAAUAAACAAGAGCUCAUUGAUAUCAUCGAGACCGUCUACCGUGGAGCCUCUAAAGGGCGCGGUCUUGUGGUUUCCCCCAAAGAUUAUUCCACUCGUUACAGAUACUAAUUGUCAGAGGCAAUAACAUGAUAAACGGCGAAAUAGUUAAGUAGCAUCGAUGUGCAUUUUUUGACUUGUUCAGUAAAUUCGAGGUUUAUUUUCAUUUUUCAAUCGAUAACUUGCUCUAUG